AUGAGACACAACAAAGUUAAAAAGAAGCACGACAUACACCCAAUCCAGACGGAGCUUGGGGUUAUUCCUGAUACCCUCGCCCACAGUUCGGCGGAGACUCUGGCUGCUGCCUGGUACUCGGCGGCAUCGGAGUCUCUCGACCGGAUUGCGCCACUACGGCCCCUCCAGCAUGAUUUGGGUUUCACGGACUUUUCUUGUAGGAAAUUUCCUCGCAUUUCUCAGGUUUGGUGUGAAACAAACCUGCGGAGGUGCACCAGUGAUUAUCAUCGCUAUGUAUGUGAUAUAUGCAACAAGGCAUUCCCCAUGCUCUCAGCGCUCAAGCUGCACAAAGACACCCAUGCAACCGAUCAGGGGAGGGAAGUGCGCAACCUGCACUCGGAGGACGCAGACCUAAAAACCUACAUGGCAUCCUUGGGGCUGCAACAUACCAAAGACCUUGAGUCUGUCAAGCAGGAGGAGCUCAUGCCAGAUGAUGAUGAUGUCCAAGAAACGCAGCGACGAACACUGAAAUGUAACCUACCUCAGGAACCCGGAAGCAAUAACCAGUUGAACCUAUCCCCUCUGGAGGCUGCUUCCGUGGGAGGCCCCUUUUCAGUCCUUCCACCGACAAAAGAAAAUAUGAAGCUACUCUCACUACAGCCUUUCCCGAAAGGCUUCAUAAUCCAGCCUGACAAUAGCAUUGUUGUUAAACCCAUUUCUGGUGAAUUAGCAGACAUCCAGCAGAUCCUAAAGAUGGCGUCCUCAGCGACGCCACAAAUCAGCCUCCCGCCGCUAUCUAAGGCAUCUCAUAUCCCCAUCCCGUCCAUAUUCAAACAUAUGCCUCCACUGAAGCCAAAGCCAUUAGUAGCCCCUCGGACCGUUGUAGCAAGUUCAACGCCGCCUCCGUUGGUCAACACUCAGCAAGCCUCGCCGGGAUGUAUCAGCCCAAGCCUUCCUCCAGUACCACCAAAAAUGGUCAGAACCCCGGACCAAGAAUCAACUUCAGAUUCUUCCAUCGCGCACAAUAAACCCAGAACAAACUCCAGUCCUUCUCCCCAGGCUAAGGCAGAAUCACUGGGUCAGCAUGAAAUGAAAACCCAGCUGGAGCAAGACAGCAUCAUAGAGGCCCUUCUGCCUUUGACGAUGGGGGCAAAAAUAAAGCAAGAAGUGACCGAUCGGGACUUCAAGGCCAUCAUGAGUGGAACCGCAAACAAGAAAACCCCAGCGAUGAGGAAAGUGUUGUAUCCGUGCCGUUUUUGUGAGCAGGUGUUCCCGUUCUCCGGAGUCUUAAGAGCUCAUAUCCGUUCUCACUUAGGUAUCUCCCCGUAUCAGUGUAACAUCUGCGACUACAUUGCAGCCGACAAGGCAGCGCUGAUCCGGCACCUGAGGACCCACAGCGGGGAGAGGCCAUACAUCUGCAAGAUCUGCCACUACCCUUUCACGGUGAAAGCCAACUGCGAAAGGCACCUGCGCAAGAAACACCUCAAGACAACCCGGAAGGACAUCGAGAAGAACAUCGAGUACGUGGCCAGCAAUGCGGCUGAAAUGGUCGAUGCUUUCUGCUCCCCAGACACCGUGUGUAAAUUCUGCGGGGAGGACCUUAAACAUUACCGUGCCCUCCGUGUCCACAUGAGGACCCAUAGCAGCUGCCAGAAGAAGAAGCCAUUUGAAUGUAAGGAGUGCGGCACUGCCUUCUCAGCCAAGCGGAACUGCAUUCAUCACAUCCUCAAGCAGCAUUUGCACAUCCAGGAGCGGGAGAUCGAGAGCUAUGUGCUGGCUGUGGACUGCACUCCUCCAGAAAGCCAGCCUGACCCUGUGUUGCUGGAAGAAAGCACUUAUCUGGAUUGCAAAUCUGUGUCACCUUUCCUGGAAUCGCAGAACGGCUUUUUAAGGGGGGCUCCCUCUCACGCAUCGAUCAAACUUGAAACUGCAAAUAACUUCCCCAUGGAUUUUGACGAGCCUUUAGAUUUCUCGCAAAAGAACAAAACCCUGAAUUCUGUACUGGUCAAACAAGAGAACACGUUCGGGUCCUCUCUCUACGAGAACUCCAUGGAGCCCAUUGAUUUGUCAAUUCCCAAGCCUCGCAAAAGGGAGAGUGAUGAGGGUAGUAUGAGUGAGGAUAAGAAGCAAGAGCUUCAUGAUGGCCACGAGGAGACACUCCAAGGCUAUCUACCGUCUCCUCCAGCUAACGGCAAUCUGGAAAACGCAGCUCUCAGACAUUCCCAACCACUGAAGGGACCACUUCAUUUGACUGUCCCAAUAAUUUCUCCAGGCGUCUUGGGGAACUCAGUUUUGCUGAGACCUUUGAGGCCCAAACGGCCGUUUCUCUUGCCAAAACCUCUCGCGACGGAAGAGCUGCCGCCCCUUGCUUCCAUCGCACAGAUCAUUUCAUCGGUGGCUUCUGCUCCGGCUUUGCUCAAGGCAGAAGUCUCAGACUCUGUCCCCAAGGUGGCCAUUGGCAGCUCUACCACCCCUGAAAAGUUAGGAAGCUCCAGUCCUAAAGCAACUCUCCUAGCCGCUGUCCAGACGGAUACCAGCACUCCCAGCGACUUAACAAAGAGCACCAGCAGUCCAACGGAGUCCCAGAAAUCCUCGACGUCCGGAUCGGUGAAGAAAAGAGGCCGAAAGAAAGGCACAAAAAACAAGCCCAAAGCGAGCAGCGGCCUGGACUUGGAAUCCAGCGGGGAGUUUGCCAGCAUCGAGAAAAUGCUGGCAACCACAGACACCAAUAAAUUUAGCACAUUUCUACAAUCGACGGCAGACUUUAAAGAAGCGGCUGAUAAAAACGGAGCUAGCGAGGAGGAGAGAGAGGCCGUUGAAGACAAACUCCUGCGGGGAAAGCGAAAUGCCUACUCAAAUUGCAUCCAGAAAAUCAAGUGCCCCCACUGCCCUCGAAUUUUCCCCUGGGCAAGUUCUUUGCAGAGGCACAUGCUCACUCAUACAGGUCAGAAGCCCUUCCCUUGUCAAAAAUGUGAUGCCUUCUUUUCUACCAAAUCUAACUGUGAACGCCACCUCUUACGCAAACAUGGAGUUGCCAACUACUGCCUGAGAAGAAACGGGCUUAUCCCCCAGUCUAAAGAAAGUGAUGAUGGAUCUCAUGAUAGCACAGAUAGUCAGUCUGAUCAAGAAAAUACAAGCGCGGGAAAUGAAGCACUCGACUUGACCUCCGGGGAGAGAGAGCACCUGGAGGAAACAACCGAGUCUUUAGAAGAACCCGAGUUGCUCCGUCCCAAGGAAGAGGAGAAGAUGGAUUUAUUAUCCCAAGGCGAGGAGGAGGCUGCACAAGGGAAAUUAAGUGAGGGGGAAGACGAGCCGGAAGAAGAUUCAGUCAGCAACAGAAGUCUGGACCUCAAUUUUGCUAGCAAGUUCAUGGAAUUCAAGCUGGCUGAGAACGAUCAAAACCCAGGCAACGGGGCUCAGUCUGAAAACAAACACACCUGUGACACAUGUGGGAAAUCCUUCAAAUUCGCUGGUACUCUUAGCCGGCACAAAAAAGCCCAUGCGCACGACGAGAGGAAAGAUGAGAAGAGCAGCGAGGAUGAAAGUAAACAUUUUCAAAGUGGAGACCAAGCCCACGUCCCUGUCGCGCAAGAGGACCCGGCUCUUGAACAGGAAGAGCCUGGGAAGGACAUUAAGGGCGCGGAGUCCCCCACAGAUGGUGAGGCAACAGGGAGGGAGAACGAGGAGAGCGAAAGCAUCUCCGAGGGAGAGAGCACGGAAAGGAAAUCUUCCGAAAAGAGCGAUGAAGACCGGAAGCCAAAGUCUGGUGCAGGAGCCAAGAGUGAAUCGAAGGCAGACAAGAGGAAGAAAGUCUGCACUGUGUGCAACAAGAGAUUUUGGUCUCUACAAGAUUUGACGCGGCAUAUGAGAUCCCACACAGGGGAGCGGCCAUACAAAUGUCAAACCUGCGAACGGACCUUUACUUUGAAACACAGCCUGGUUCGCCAUCAGCGCAUCCAUCAGAAGGUAAAAAGUGCCAAGAACCACGAGAAGGACAGUGAUCGAGAGGACACCCGUUCGCGAGGGGAAGAAGACAGUGAGAACGAGUCUCUCCCCAGCAGCACGAACCCCAUCUCGGAAAACGAGGGCGAUGCCCUUGUGGGGCCCGGAAGCCAUUCUCCGGUGACCAGGAGCCGCAGAGAAAACAUGGCCAAUGCCACCAAGGAUUACUCUUGUAAGGAAGAUAAGCCAGCUGGGAAAGCCUCAAGUUUAGGCCUUGCCGAGCCAAGCAAGAAGGCGCCGAAAUCGACAGCGAAAGAGCAGGAGUCUCGAGGAAAAGCCGACCGGGAGAGCUCCGACUUCAUUCAGGACUUGUUGGAGAUCCAGAACAAGAAAUCCUCCAUGAGUCAUAUCCUUGCCUCUGCAGAGAACGCGCCUCACCUCUUGGAAGUUGAAUGACAGCUAUGGCUUCAGCGGCGCCCCAGCGCCCCUGAUCCAGGACACGGGGUUAAAGUUGACAAGAGCAAGCCUUCCUUUGCUGCCGCGUCAACUUGCUGUGGUGAACCAAGAGUUGGGUGAUGGGUGGGUGGGAUCGGGGAGGACGUAUGGCCGUCUGGAUCCAGUGCCAUAAACCCUUCAGUAUAAAUAAUGCAAAAGACUUAACAAUUAUAUACUGGUCUGAGUGCCUUACUACUUUAUUAGGUUGUCUUUUUUGGUAUCGUAGAUAUUUUUUAAAAGCAAAUUAGAUGAUUUUUUUUUAAAAGAAAAAAUAUUUUAAUUAUUUGGAGAGGACCUUUUUCAUUUAAGCAUUAAUGUUACCUUUUUUUUUAAAAAUUCGGGUGUGUUCAGUUUCGUUCCUGUAUAUCUGUGAUAGCCGCUUUUGUGUAUUCUCUGAGCUGGAAACAAGGUGGAAUCAGUGAUGCAAAAGAAAGCCCUAAAAAACUGCAGCCAAUAACUGGAAGAAAACAUUUUUUUAAAAAAAAAAUCCCAAGCAGAAGAAGUAGAUAUAAAAGGUUAACUUGUUUUCAGUUUGUCUUUUUUAAUCACGAGGGAGAGUUAAAAGCAGUUCAACGUAUUAAUAUAAAUUAAGAUUUUUCAAGCUUGGUUCAAGCUAAAAGCAGGAAGCCACAAUUACUGUUCUCUUCAUUAUUUCUUCUAUUUCUCCUCCUCCUCCUCCUCACACGAUCAUUCUAGCUACUGUCAUUUUGUAUAAGGCCCUUCCUUACCAUUAUGGACUUAAAAGAGUAUACAGAAAGGGUGGCAUAGUGACUUAAAAAAAAACCCUAUGGAAAUAUGCGCCCACUGUUUAUGUUUAUAUAUGUAUGUGUGUGUAUACAUAG
Molecule: messenger RNA, 5258 nt
Organism: Thamnophis sirtalis
Lineage: Eukaryota; Metazoa; Chordata; Lepidosauria; Squamata; Natricidae
Source: RefSeq, a predicted model, not a curated record